Messenger RNA from Meloidogyne enterolobii, 912 nucleotides. The record is from the annotation of a GenBank genome assembly. Lineage: Eukaryota; Metazoa; Nematoda; Chromadorea; Rhabditida; Meloidogynidae.
AUGUUUUUGUUUGGUAUUUUAUUUGUUGUUAUGAAUGCAGGAAUAUUUGUUUGGUUGAACAAUGUUUUGGGAAAAUACACGUUUUUUCCGGAAUGUUUUUGUAUUUUAAUAUAUUCCGGAAAACAAGUUUUAAGUAUAUUUCUGAUGUUUUUUGUUUUCCGGAAUAAAUAUAUUUUUGUAUUUUCUUUAAAACAUGUUUGUUUUGAAGUUGUUCUGAAAACUUUAAAAGCAACUUGUUUUGCAAACUUAAGAACUUAAGUUUUUAAGUUUGCAAACUUGUAUUUAUUUUCAAGUUUAAUUUCUUCCGGAAACUUAAGUUUACAGAAUGUCUCCAAUAAAAAAUAUUCCUGUAUAUAUCCUAUUAUAUUAUAUUGUCUCUACACGUUGCCUUAUAAAAUAUAUUUGAAAAAUGAGAAAAAAAUUUUUUUAAAAAUUUUUUUGAAAUUUUUUUUUCAAAAAUUUUUCGAAAAUUUUUUUUCAAAAAAAAAUUCAUUUUUUCUUUUAUUAUUAUUUUUUUGUUUGCGCGUUGUUAUUCAAUUAUUUAAAAUUGGAAAAUGUUGAUUAUAAAUAAAUAUAUUGCUUCAAAAAAAAUUUUUUUUCUUUCUAAAUUUAUUUUUGAUUAAAAUCAUUCAAUUAUUUUUAUUAAAUUUUAAAUAAUUUUUUUAGAAAAUUUUUAUAUUGUAUUGUGUGGCUAUUUAUUUUUGUUCGUCAUCUUGUUCUUCUACGCUCUCCUUAAAUUUUUAAAGUUAAAAUAUUUGAAGUUGAACAAUUUUGGAAUUUAUUUGGGAGGUUUUUUGAAAUUGUUUUUGGAGUAAAUACAAGGUUACUAUUUUUUGAUAUUUUUUUUGGGUUAAGAUUAGAUUGGAUACUCCACGGAAUUAAUUUUGAAAGAGAAAAUGCAAGAAACGGGUU